This is a messenger RNA of Symbiodinium sp. CCMP2592, 1251 nucleotides long. NCBI's taxonomy places the organism in Eukaryota, Dinophyceae, Suessiales, Symbiodiniaceae. The record is from the annotation of a GenBank genome assembly.
AUGAAGGAUUUUGUGCGUCGGCAGCUCAUCCAGACUAUGACGCGUUGGGACUGUAGGGACAGUCAUCUUUGGAGAGCGAGCCCCAGACGCCUUUUGUUCCAAGUGCUGUCGCACGUGUCGGGUGUCCGCCUGUCGGCUCUUGAAAAGAAGGAACUGGCAGAGGCGCUGGAAAAUCUUGUUCGACACAAGCGACUGUUGCAGCAUGCGGCCGCGGCCGCUGGGCAGAGGCACAUCGAGCUGCACCUCUCGAAAGCGGACACAUCCUCUGAAUAUCAUGCCUGGGAGAGGCGCCUCUUGGCCCUUGAACUCUUGCCCUGGAAAUCCCAAUCCUCCGAGCAACCCGAACCCAUUCGCUUUUCCUUUCCUGAUUCCUUGUACUGCCGAAUCUCGACUCAGCUUGGGCACCGAAAAUGCCAGGAGUUUUGUGAAACAUCCAACGAAAUACCAUAUUGGUCGUUCCUGCGCCUCAAUACGACGCGCGGCCCAGGAAAUCCCGAAUAUCAACAAAUUUCUACAGAACUAGCAAGUCUGGGGUACAUGACCGAGCAGUGCAAGCAUAUUGACAAUUGUCUCCGAGUUUCAGGUGAUGGAAGAGUGCCUGUGCAGCAACUGGACCUGUACGUGAGGGGUCGGGCUGAAAUACAAGACGAAUCAUCGCAAGUUAUUGCCAGGCUGGUGGAUUGUGAGCCUGCCGGCACAGUGGUUGAUCUUUGUAGCGGGGCGGGGGGCAAGUCGCUGGCGAUUGCCACUCGCCUUGGUCGCGCUGGCCAUUUGGUGCUGCAUGAACCUCGGUCCCGUGCAUUGCAGCGUGCCAAGAGUCGCUUGGAAUGUUCGGGCUUGGAAACCGGGCCCUGCUACCACUUCGUGGACGCAGCGGAACUUGACACGUGGAAGGGAAAAGCUGACUGGGUUUUGGUAGAUGCUCCAUGCAGCAACACUGGCUCUUUGCGACAUCAUCCUGAAUGCAAGUACAGAUGCUUCGAGCACGAAGAGGACAAGCGAGAGUUCGCACGCCUCCUAGAGACGCAGCGGCAGCUUUUGAGGAAAGCUUGCGGCCUGUUGAAAGACGAUGGCAUGCUCGUUUAUGGCACAUGUUCUGCUUUGGUAGAGGAGAAUGAUUGCCAAGUGCUUUGGGCAACAAGUGCGGCUUCCCAACUACGACUGGCUACUGUUGUGACGCAUAGCUUCUUGCCCGAGAAGGGCGGCAGUGAUGGCUACUACGCGGCCGUCUUAAAGAAGCAACCUCGAUAA